AAAUUGUAAGGAGUAGUAUCCAUCUUCUUCCUUGCCAUUAUAAAGUACAAACUUCUUGCGAAGCUCACAUCACUCUCUCUCUUUUUGCGAAGCUCCAACCCUCACGUUUUCACGCUCAUUACUCCAAUUCUUCGUUCACAUUUUGCUCACUUGUCUCUCUCAUUUGCUCAUACACCCAUGGAAUCAUUGAAAUUUCUCAAAUUCUGGCGUACUACUGCCGCUGUUAGAGAUAUUGACUCUGAUUUUGAUUCUGUUAAAAAAUUCACUGAUACUGUGGAUUAUAGAGGAAAUCAGGUAUCAACCGAGAGUACUCAUGAAGAAAUUGAUAAGGAUGAGGAUUCGUUUUUCGAUUUGGUAUUUACAGGGAUUAAUGGACACCCAAAAGAUAAUAAUAUCCCAUCCAACUCUGUUUCGGAAAAGAGUUGUCCGGUAAAGCAGGGGAAGGGAAAGUCGAACUCGCCGGAGUCUCCGAAUUCGGUACUCCGAUCAUCUCCCAAGUUCGCUGUAUGUUUUUUGGGGUUCAGGAAAUCGAAGCCGGAGAGAGUGAUCGUUGACGAUUCUUCUACGGUGAGUCCGAAGAUUCAAACCCAGAAACGCAAGGUGGAAGAAAGGGAAUCUUCAAUUAACGAUUCGUCGAAGCAAUUUACAAGAGCUGAUAUGGGCAAGUAUUUGAAUUUGAUGAAGCCUCUAUACUCAAGAGCUUCGAAAAGGUUCACCGACAAAAAUCAAUUGUCAUCAUCUUCUUCUUCAGUGCAAUCGUUGAGCUCACCAAGAAUUUCAUCAGAAGAGAAAAACGGAAACAGAGUCGCUGUACUCGAGGCCGUCCGUAAACGUCUAGGGAAAAGCCGGUCGACAGCUUCUUCCUUCGCCGGAGCUUCAAUCCCGCCGAUGAAUCGCCGAGACGAUUCACUGCUUGAGCAAAAUGACGGAAUCCAAAGUGCUAUUCUACAUUGCAAGAGAUCAUACAGCUCAGCCCGAAAAGACAGUUCGGUGUUAUUAUCAAAGAAUUCAAAUGAAGAUCUGCAAAGAGCCAUUUGUGAAGAGCAGAAUCGGUGGAGUAUUUGAAUAUAAUUUAGAUAGAAAAUUCCUAUUGUUGACACUUUUUUUUUUUCUCACUGUUUAGAUAAAAGUUGAAUAGUAGUAAUAUGAUUUUCGAAUGUAAAGUGACAUUGUAACAAGAGGGAGUUAUUAUUUUUUGAAAAAAAGAUCCUUUAAGUGUAUCAGAGGUGUUUGUGUGAUGUGUAAAUGUUCAAUUUGGUCAUUAUUAUGUUCUGA
Molecule: messenger RNA, 1275 nt
Organism: Solanum pennellii
Lineage: Eukaryota; Viridiplantae; Streptophyta; Magnoliopsida; Solanales; Solanaceae
Product: probable membrane-associated kinase regulator 5
Exons: 2
Coding region: 178-1065 (295 amino acids)
Cellular component (GO): plasma membrane
Source: RefSeq, a predicted model, not a curated record